Molecule: messenger RNA, 4650 nt
Organism: Myxocyprinus asiaticus (Chinese sucker)
Lineage: Eukaryota; Metazoa; Chordata; Actinopteri; Cypriniformes; Catostomidae
Product: CUGBP Elav-like family member 5
Exons: 12
Coding region: 40-1632 (530 amino acids)
Biological process (GO): regulation of alternative mRNA splicing, via spliceosome; mRNA splice site recognition
Cellular component (GO): ribonucleoprotein complex; nucleus; cytoplasm
Molecular function (GO): mRNA binding
Source: RefSeq, a predicted model, not a curated record
UAUGUUAUUAUUAUUAUCGCGCCCUCCGCUGCGCGCAGAAUGGCUAGAUUCACCCAGACUGAAGAGAGAAUACAGCAGCAGCAGCAGCAGCAGCAUCCUCAGCCUGCCCACGCCAGCCUGCUCCUCACUACUGGACCUGGGGCGGUACCGAGCCAGGCAGCGGCACCACUGCUCCUGAUCCCUCACCAGCCCCAGUACGCGCACAUCGCCUUCCCCAAGCCCAUGAACGGCACGGAGCACAUCCACUCCAUCCACUCCGACAACGGCACCAUGAAAGACCAGGAUGCCAUCAAGCUCUUCAUAGGACAGAUCCCGCGCAACCUGGAGGAGAAGGACCUCAAACCUCUUUUCGAACAGUUUGGAAAGAUCCACGAAUUGACUGUCCUUAAGGACCGCUAUACCGGCAUGCACAAAGGCUGUGCGUUCCUUACCUACUGUGCUCGUGAAUCAGCCAUCAAAGCCCAGAAUGCAUUGCACGAACAGAAGACUCUACCAGGGAUGACACGGCCUAUUCAGGUGAAACCUGCUGAUAGUGAGAGUCGAGGAGAGGACAGGAAGUUGUUUGUAGGGAUGCUGAAUAAACAACAGACAGAAGAGGAUGUGUACCGCCUUUUUGAGCCCUAUGGAGUUAUUGAAGAAUGCACAGUAUUAAGAGGCCCUGAUGGAAACAGUAAAGGUUGUGCCUUUGUAAAGUUUUCAACACACACUGAAGCUCAGUCAGCUAUCAGCGGGCUACAUGGAAGCCAGACCAUGCCUGGAGCUUCUUCCAGUUUGGUGGUAAAGUUCGCUGAUACCGAUAAAGAGAGAACCAUACGGCGCAUGCAACAGAUGGUCGGCCAGUUUGGCAUCUUCAACCCCACCGUGGCCCUGCCUUUCAGCACCUACAGUAGUACCUACAGUUCUUACACACAUGCGCUGAUGCAACAGCAGGCUGCGAUUAUGGCUGCAUCUCACGGUGGUUAUUUAGCGCCCAGCGUGGCGUUUCCUGCGACACAGAUUCACCAGGUGGGGGCACUCAGCAUGAACGGUUUGCCGCCCACCCCCAUGACACCUGUUUCAGGUUUGAGCUCUCCACCGGCAAAUCUGGCCUCCUCUGCCGUGCCAAGCAUCAUGACACCCAUAGUUAACGGAUUCAGUGGAAUUCCUCACCAACACAACGGUCACCCAGUAGAGGCGGUUUACACCAACGGCCUGCCUCCAUACUCCACCCAGAGCCCCACCACAGCAGAUACUUUACAGCAGGCCUUCACAGGCGUCCAGCAAUAUACAGCCAUAUAUCCUGCCACAACACUGACCCCUAUAGGUCAAACACUGCCACAACCAGCUCAAAUCAUCCAGCAACAACAACAGCAGAGGGAAGGUCCCGAGGGCUGUAAUCUUUUUAUCUAUCACCUACCGCAAGAGUUUGGCGAUAACGAGCUGAUGCAGAUGUUUCUUCCGUUCGGUUCCGUCAUCUCAUCAAAGGUGUUCAUGGACCGAGCCACCAAUCAGAGCAAGUGUUUCGGAUUUGUGAGCUUUGAUAACCCCGCCAGCGCUCAGGCCGCCAUCCAGUCCAUGAACGGCUUCCAGAUCGGCAUGAAACGCUUGAAAGUGCAGCUGAAACGGCCGAAGGACGCUAGCCGUCCAUACUGAUGAAAACCAGGGAUGCACACAUGCACUCUCAGCCAUCAGGAGAGGUUUUGAACAGUUGUAGUCUUGAUGUUUUGACAGAUGGAAACUUUUCUUGAAAAACCAACACACGAAACGAAAUAAAAGAACAACAACACAAAACAAACGAAGAAGCAAAACAAAGAGAAAAAAUCAAACGCAUAAGGGAGUUUUGAGAAACAUAUCGCAUUUAACUUGAGUAUGUUUCCAUGCCGAUGAAAGGUGUGCGUAACGGGACAAUGAUGAAGACGUGGAGACGAAGACAAAAACAAGCAAACAAACUAAACUUUUCUUCUCUUUUGAAAAAUGCUAUAUACCGAACAUUUUGGAAGAGCAGUGCAUUGCGGGGACUCGUAGAGUUCACAAAUGACAGACGUAGAAGCAAAAGAAUGAUCCAUGCACAUAUCAAAAGACGCUCUUCUAUGGGGACAGAUUACCGUCAGUCAUAGAUUUACUUCUGUGGAUUAAUGAGGGUUUCACAAUCAAAAUCCAAGGUAAAACCGUCAUUUGGACGGAUAUAAUUCUCUCUUUCACUCUCUCUAUAUAUAUUCCCUUCCUUUUGCAGAGCUUGUGUAUACAACACUGACGCAGAAUAAUAAUCUCUCACUCGUAGAGACCAGAGGACCAAAUCUUUUUAAUCUCUGUUGAUACCAUAACUAUGUACAAUAUUACCACAAAUUAAUGAACUUACACUACAUUCAUGCCACUUCAUGUAAUACACCAAUUAAGAGUUAGACACACAAUUAUUUCAGGGUGUAUAUUGUAGGUUUAUGGGGACUUGGGGUACGUUUUAAUGAAAACCUUUGCGAGAAACUAGUUUCCAGGUUAUAUGAGCAAAAACGUGAGUCUAAAAGAUAAAGAUAGAUUUUAGUUGGGUAUUCUAGGUUAUUGUUAUAAACUCUAAUGUGUGUUUUUAUGGGCACACUCUGAAUUGCUGUUCAUUGCCACGUCUCGCUUGAGAAAGCCGUCAGGUGGAUGUUUUACAGCGAAAAAGGGCAUUUGAUCCAAUACCAUUUAAUUCAUGCAUCAAUUCUCUAAAAGUGAAUUACCAGAGCGAAUACACAAGACAUAAAUAUUUUUUGCCAAACAACAGCUGUAAUUUUCGAGCAACACAGUUUUGCAAAGAAACAUCAAUCCAGCAACAUUUUCUUGAUCAUCACUAAAAUGUUUUUAGUGGCUGUAUUUAACAUGUUUUGAGGGAUUUCAUAAAGUCUUGAAUGUAUUGAAUUUUUAUUUAUUUAUUUAUUUUUCAUAUUAUUUUGUUACAUUGUAUCAUGUCAAUUACCUUGUGUACUGCUAACUUGCAUUUACUAACAGUGCAUUAUGUAUUAAAUCAGAGCGUGCCUUUUUAUUUUGUUUUGUUCUUGUUUUGUUUCGUUUUGUUGUUUGUUUAUUUUGUUUUGUUUUUGUGUUGUUAUUUUUUGUCUUGUUUUUUUGUUUUUGUGUUGUUUUGUAUCGUUUUGUUUUUGUAUUGUUUUUUUUGUCUUGUUUUGUUUUGUUUUGUUUAGUUUUGUUUCAUUGUUAAAUUCAAGCAUGCCAAAUAAACACCAAUUAACAAACUAAUGCAAUUCAUACAGAAUCUUUAAAAUGAUCCAACUUGCUACUUCCAUAUUCUGUGUCCUUCAAAUAUCCAAAUGUAAACAAGACUUUAUGGAAUCCUUGAAAAGAAGUUUAAAAGUGACCACAGACAGUUGGUGCACCGGUAAACGUUGCUAAAGUGGCGUUUCCAUUGUAAGAAACAGAGUUCAAGAAAACCUUUCAUUUAGAUACAGCCUAAAAUCGUGCCAUGGAUAAAUGUCAAGCUUUGAAUUUGUUUCAGUGACUUGCACUGAUAUGCUGUUUGCCAGAAGGGCCUUCUACAACAUUUAUAUUAAACAAACCAAACCAUAUUACAACAUAAAAACACAGCAGACAGAGACAUUGAUUCUCAAAAAUCUCAAUUAGCUUGAGAGACACUUUUAAGACAAUAGCUCUACUCUAUUCAUGCUUUAUUCAGGUAUUUCAUGUGUAAUUAAUUACACUUUAAUUAACUUUGUUAUUGCUCAUAGUUACACUGUAUUGUGCAUGCCUAUGUAAACGUAGUACCUAUGUAGAGCCAGGGCCACAGUUACAACCUAAACGACAGAAGAAAAUUAGAGAUGUAAUGAUGUAAAAGAACAAAUAGGUAUGUCAAAAAGAGUUUGGAGGUGAAAACAAUUACAAACAAACCAGCGAGGCCACAUCACCACCUGCAAAACAUGUUUACAUUUAUUAUAUAAGUCAACAAGAAAUUAAAAUUGAUCCUAUUUACUUUCUUAAUUCAAAAUGAUUGCGCAAUAUAUUUCAAAAGAAAAAAUGUUUGUCUUCUUAAUCUUUCAUCAAAAUAUAACUUGCUCUGCCUUUAUUUUUCAACCCCUCCCCUCCAACCACCUGGUUCCGUUCUGGUAUGGACCACCCACUUUUUAACAAUCCAAUAAAUUUUUGGCAACUAAAAUCACACCCCUCUUUACUUUUUUUUUUCUUGUUGAAUGUUCUGUUUCAAUCAGAAAUACGCCAUAUUAUGGAAGUAAAAUGGGUUGCGGACACUAUUUCAUGUUGACUUUAAUAUCAUGCUUAGUUGUUUUGAUCCAAUUAACCUGUAAAACAUUUUGGACUAAACAGAAAACCUUUUAUCUAAUAUAGCAAAAUAAUAAUAUUAAUUAUUAUUAUUAUUAUUAUUAUUUACUCUGUCAUGACCAAUUAACCGUGCAAAUGUGCAACAACAGCACAAUUUCCUCCAAUCAAAACAAGCAGUUUCAAGAUGAAUUUCCUCUUUGUGCUGUUCUACAGCUAAUAUUUUGUCAGGAAAAUGGAGAACACUUCCUCUUGAAAGAGUUUAGUUCUCUCUCUCUCUUAAUAUUCACAAAACAAAGUGGAUUUUAAGAGCUUUACAGGUCAAAAAAUACAUGAUUUUAUAUGAAUGAAGAGAUUAGCUUGAUUUUGCUGGACGGGCCACUGUAUUGAAUGCUACUAAUGUGCCAAAAU